Molecule: messenger RNA, 259 nt
Organism: Spirodela intermedia
Lineage: Eukaryota; Viridiplantae; Streptophyta; Magnoliopsida; Alismatales; Araceae
Source: the annotation of a GenBank genome assembly
AUGGGUCGUCGAGUCGUCUCCAGUGGCUGUCACCCGGCGGAGUGGAAAAACGGCGACUUUGCGGCUCUCCGGUCGCUGUCACCCGACGGAGAGGAGCUGGAUGGAGGUGGGCCGCGUGUUAGGGAGCUUCAUCCUCAGGUCCGCGCAGCAAGAGGAGGCUCUUCAUCGCAUCUGGUACACUCUCAGGAGGUGGCGACUCGUCUCCCGGCGGAUCGUCCUCUUCCCGACGACGGCUUGUUCGUCGAUCAAUCGGAGAUGA